Molecule: messenger RNA, 1200 nt
Organism: Penicillium brevicompactum
Lineage: Eukaryota; Fungi; Ascomycota; Eurotiomycetes; Eurotiales; Aspergillaceae
Product: Qc-SNARE protein
Exons: 1
Coding region: 1-1200 (399 amino acids)
Cellular component (GO): intracellular membrane-bounded organelle
Molecular function (GO): phosphatidylinositol binding
Source: RefSeq, a predicted model, not a curated record
AUGGCACCAACCGUUGAGAUAUCCAUUCCGAAUACGACCAUUUCUCACACAUCUCCACCCCACACCGUCUAUCACAUCACCCUCCGCCUCCCGCUCCGCUCGUUCACCGUGCCCAAACGCUACUCGGACUUCUCAACCUUCCACAGCACACUCAUCUCCCAGACUAAUGCGCCUCCGCCAGCUCCAUUACCCUCAAAAACAUGGUUCUCGAAUACUGUCUCAAAUGAACGGCUACGUGAAGACCGCCGCCACGGCCUAGAGCAAUACCUUCAAGCGAUCAAUGAAUCCGACGAAGGCCGCUGGCGGACCUCCCCCGCGUGGCGUGCCUUUUUGAACCUCCCCACUGCGGUCACAUCGGCCGGCAACGGAUCGACCAACACAUCCACUCGUCUCCACGCAGCCAUCACAGACCCAGCAUCGACAAACGCACCAAUCACAGACCCGACACUAUGGCUAGACUGCUACCGCGACAUGAAGUCACAUCUACACGACGCCCGCCUCCAGCUUUCUCGUCGAGAUCAAGAGACAACACCCCAGAAACAGCACGAGAGCUCCGCGCAAGCGAAGAAGAGCCUCGUACGCGCAGGGACGAUCAUCACCACCUUGGACGAUGGGCUGAAGAAUAUGGGACGGGGUGACAAAUCAUCCGAGUCAACUUCGUCAUCUAGUAUAGGCAGUGGUGAGAUCCGCCGACGCAAGGAUCUGCUCAUCAAUGCGCGCAAAGAAAAAGACGGCCUGGAAGAUCUCUUGCACGCCAUGGCGACGAAGAGUCGACUUGACCACGCCGUGGCAUCGAUACAGGAUAAAGAAGCGUUGAUGAGUGUUGGCAAUGCGACAGGAGAUGGUGCAAGCGGUGGACGAAGAACGCCGGCUCGGACGGGCAGAGUGCUUGGCAAAGAGACCGAGCGGACACGCGAGCUUGAUAAUGAUGGGGUGCUUCAGCUGCAGCGGCAGAUGAUGCAAAGUCAGGAUCAGAACGUGGAUGAGUUGAUGAAGAUCAUCAUUCGACAGAAAGAGCUGGGGACGCAGAUCAACGAGGAGCUUGAGGUCCAGAAUGAUUUGCUCAAGUUGGCUGAUGAAGAGACUGAUAUGUUCGUGCACGCCUUUGCUUUGGGAUCUGUUGAAAUGCUUGCUAACUACAUUCCCAGAUUGAAAUCCAAGCUUGAUGUCGGAAGGAAGAGGAUUGGAAAGAUCUCUUGA